UUCCAGCCAGGUCAUUCCAAGUCAGCUGCUUUGGCUGUGGCUGUCAGUGGAAGCUCCUCCGUCUGCCCGGUCCCUGGCCCCUUUGCUCGCCCGCCUGUGGUCGGCUCCCGGACAGGGGGGACAAGGGGAUGUGCCUGCAGCUAUUCUGGUAGCUGUGAGUUAUGGUGGUGUCAUGUGAAGCAAAGAGCCCAGAAAUGCGUGUCAAAUCAAACCAGUGACUAAUCCUGAUAUUUUGGUUGUCUUACUGCCUGCCAGGCAAAGAUUUACGGUCUUAGAAAAUCUUCAUGCAAUAAUCCCCGGCUGCUGAUUUGAUCUUCAGCUGAGGUUUCCUACAAGAGUGUGAAAAGAGGACGAAAAGAGGACUGCUGUUCCAGGGGUGGCAAAGUCUGACUUUAUCUGAGUUGGAACUACAAAUAAGCAAGGAGAAAAGCCAGCACUUCCUUCUCAUCUCUGUGUGUGCUUGGAGCCAUGCGCUGGCAGCCAGAGAGGAUCUAUUUGAUCUGCCUGCGGAGCAAGAAGGGUCGAGGGCGACGGCUGAGCAGACACAAAGUGUCAUUUGUUGGGAUUGUCGUCUAGCUCCCUCAUCUGUCACCUGAUGGCCAGCCAAGCAAGGGCUCAGCACAACCGUGGACCAUUCAUUCUUGUACAAGCAACGGAGGCCCGAAAAGUAAGCAUUCUACAGCUGUUACGAUAUUCAGCCGUUUUUUCUAUGAAGGAAUGCAUUGAAUUCACUACAAAUUUACUAACUGUCCCCCUAUGCCAGGCAAGAGACUGAUUUAUUUUUUUUCUGGUUGGGCUUUUCUCUAACAGCUGGAGGUCUUCUGGGCAUUCAAGCAAUGGCUGUUGAGUAGGGCAGCUGUUUCAAUAUCUAAGUGCAUUUUAGCUUUAAUAACUCAAGGGGAAAGAAUUGCGUUGCCUGCCAUGAGUUACUUCCUCUCCUACUGCAAAGCACACUGUACCACUGUGCUCGCCCAGUACCAGACCCUGAGAUCAGAGGGAUUUCUGUGUGAUAUUUUGCUGAAAGUGAAGGAGAAUGAGUUUCCUGCACACAAGUCCUUGUUGGCAUGCUCGAGCGACUAUUUCCGAGCCCUGUUCAAAAGUUAUACCCAAGAGUCUAAGGCCAGUGUAAUUCAUCUGCAAGUUAUCUCACCCGUUGGUCUCCAGCAUGUCCUGGAUUUCAUUUACACUUCCUUGUUGCCCCUCUCCUUUGAAAGCCUGGAGGAUACCUUGGAAGCUGCAAGCUACUUGCAAGUGACUGAUGCUAUUGGCUUGUGCAAUCAGUACUUAGUUAACAAUCUUGCCCUGGAAAACUGCUGCUUCUCUGCCAAUGUGGCCAGAAAGUUCUACCUGCCGGAUGCCUUAGCAGCAACAGAAAAAUACAUUGUCAAUAAUUUCUGGAAGCUGCUGGACUUGGAUUUGACUGAACUGCUCGAGCUGAACUUCAGAUCUUUGCUAGCAGUGGUUGAAUCACCAGAUCUGCCCAUGGUGAGAGAAACUCGUUUGCUUAAUCUUGUGCUGCUGUGGCUGAAGCAGGAUAAAUCCAGGCUGGCUCACACAAGCAGCCUUUUAGAGCACAUAAGAUAUGGCCUCAUCCCGGUAGAAGAGUUGAGAAGAACCUACACACAGUCAGACGUGCCCCUCUCUGCAGGUAUUAAGUGCUUGAUCAUUAAGGCAAUUAAUUACCAUACAUAUUUUUUCAAGCAGCCUGUCCUGCAGGACAAGUCCACCACGCUGAGGAACCAGAAAACCCAGAUCAUUCUGCUGGGGGGAGGGACAGCAAGUGGGGGGCUUGUCACCGAUGUGGUGGCCUUUGAUGUUUACAAUCACAAAUGGCGAGCUCUCACGCAGGUGCAGGACAGGGUGCAGAACCACAGCGUGUGCGUGGUGGGGAACUUCCUCUACGUCUUGGGUGGGGAAAUAGAAGGUGGUUCCCUGGGUGAUGCUAAAACCAACAAGAUCUUAUCAGUUACGAACAAGGUCCAUCGUUAUGAUCCAAGAUUUAACACGUGGACCCAAAUCAUGGCUAUGCUGGAAAAGAGAAGCCAGUUUUCUUGUUGUGUCCUAGGCAAUGAUAUUUUUGCCAUUGGUGGAAGGGGUGAGGAUGGGUUGCUGCAUUCAUCUGUGGAAGUCUACAACAUCGGCAGAGACAGAUGGACGAAGGCCAGGGAAUUGCCACACAAAAUACAUGGCCAUGCCAGUGCCAUUUGCAAGAAUACUAUAUACAUCUGUGGGGGCAAGUAUUCAGACUCAACCAGCACAAGCAAGGACUUAUAUUCUCUGAGCUCACUUGAAGGGCAGUGGGUGAAACAAGCACCCAUGAGCAUUGCUCGGUUUGGGCAUCAGAUGGCAACAAUCAGAGAAUCCAUAUUCACCUUUUUAGGACUAUAUGAACCAUUCUCUGAAAUAGAAAGAUACGACCCUGAUCUAAACCAAUGGACUCGGUUAAGACCACUGAUCUAUGAUCGAUUUUGCUAUGGUCUGGCAGUGGUAGAGGAAACGGCUCUUCUUAUUGGGGGAAAGAAAUGGCAAAACUCACGGGAAGUCCCCACACAAGACGUGGUUGGCUACGACAUUGACAACGAUGGCUGGGAGGAGAUCUGCAAAGCCCCCUUGCCUUGGUGUGGGCUGCAGUGUGCGGUGCUCCAACUCUCCGAACUGGCCGAUGACCAAGACAGUGACAACCAGCAGAAGAGGCCACCAAACUGCUGAGCUAACACUCUGCGGAGUAAUCAUCCCUGGAGAUGAACCAGCAGUGUAGUCCUGGAGAAGAAGAAAAUUGCAAUGGCACUGAAUGUGACAGACUGGAGGUUUUGCUUUGAUAAGCCAAAGACUUGGUGGAAAAGGGCAAGAAAGUCUGGCUCCAGCAUGGGAAAAGGUGCUGGGAGUUACAGAGCCAGGGGCUGAUCUCACUGAAGAAGGAUGUAGCACGUUUAGAUGAGAGAGAAUGGUAAUCCUUGACUUUUGAAGAAUAAUACCUAGAUAGCAAUUAAUUAGUGUUGCAAGUCAGAUUUUUCAAAGGUUAAAAAAUAUAAUCAAUCUUUUGCUGUUUUCUUAAGCAGAGGUAAUUUUCCAAGCUGGUAAGUGCUAUUGAAUUUUUAUGCUAUGGCUAAGGAAAAUGAAAGUGAGCUGUAUAAAGACUAGAAAAUUGAUGCCUACGAGAACUAAUAAUAAGUACUGCCAAAGAAAAGGUAUUAUUUGAUAUGUUACAUACCAGGCAAGAAUGUUUUAGCUAACCAGCAUGAAAUUACUGGACAGAAUGCAUGGAUUUUUUGAUAUGUAGGAAAAAAGUUAAAACAGUGACUGUUUGAUAGAAGCCAUUUCUCUAUGAGCAGCCUUUGUUGUAGCAUGCCUUUCAGAUGCUUAUUUUGCAUUAUUUUAAAGACACACACUACUGGUACAGUACAUUUCUGUUGUAUCCAAAUCUUGUGUUAAUUAGAUGGCCAGAGACAUAAGGGUAUACUUAUCAUUAGACUCUAAGAAAAAUGUUACAGGAGUUACUGUAAUUAAUGUUUUGACACUUACCUUGGUGGCAUAAACAGCUUUUUCACACCUGUUCAUAACACUAAAACUGUUCAUAGUUCUUGAACUGGUACAUGAGUGAAUCCUGCAGUCAAAAAAGGUUUACUUUUUUCAAAGAGUACAAUGGGGAGGGGGUAACUGAAGGUUUUCUGAAGUCUAUUUAGUGCCUGUCUACAUACGAAACAGCAACUUUUUGGCUGUGUUGGCAUAGUUUGAGGGCAUAGAUUAUGGGGAUACUUCAAGGUACGUGGAUCUGUGAAAUGUAGGCAUAGUAAUGGUCAGAUGGUGGAGAAUAAUUUUGGUAUGGAGUAAAUUUAAUCUCAAGUCACAAGUGUUCAUUUAAAAGCUAAAUUUAUUGUACUUCAUUUUAUAGUGUUCCCUUUCUAGUCUGAGAGUUGAUACAAUAAAAAUAUAUAUAGAAGAACA
Molecule: messenger RNA, 3945 nt
Organism: Columba livia (rock pigeon)
Lineage: Eukaryota; Metazoa; Chordata; Aves; Columbiformes; Columbidae
Gene: KLHL34
Product: kelch like family member 34
Exons: 1
Coding region: 922-2709 (595 amino acids)
Molecular function (GO): protein binding
Source: RefSeq, a predicted model, not a curated record